AGUGCAAAGUGCAAAAUCAAUGGAACGCCUGGAAAACCUGGAAAAGUUGAGGAAGGAAUUGGCGCGAAGGGGCGAUGAACCGUUCUAUUUUCAGAAGGACAACUAUGCAGAUUCGUUUAUGGUGAUUUGCGAGAAAAUACAGGAGCGGAUGCAGAGUUCUCUUUGGAGAAUGACUCUACCACCCUUGGGUGGUGCGAAACCAUACAGAUUUGACGAUUUGAAAGAUAUGAUUGAAAACUUUGACUGGGAUAUUCUAAAGACUACGUACGGGAGAUUUUACGAAGGUGUCAUUCGCGAUGACAAAGGCGUAAAAGUGCAAGAAGUUACUAUCAAGACAUGGGAUUUCUUUUGUCCAAGACAGAAGUACUAUGCUGACCAUCCAUACACAUUUUGUAAUGAGCUUGAAAUACUGACGAGUGAAGACCCGCAUCCCAAUUUGAUGAAGAUAAAGGGGUUCUGCUUCCAGGAAGCACUUGCUGUUGUGUAUGAUGAAAAACCAACUAUGUUUUUGUCGGUGUUGCUUCAUUUUGACACUGACUUUCGAUUGCGUGGUAGAAUAAAAGUGGCUACUCAACUUGCAAGCCUCAUUGCUUGGUUGCACGAGAAGCAAUUUACUGUCCGAGCAAUCGAUCUUUCUGACAUAAUGAUUGACGAGGACUUGAACAUAAAAGUGUUCGACUUUAUUUACCUUGCUCCUAUAGGGAGGAUAAUAAAACGGUGUACCCCCUUAUUUAUCAUGUCAACUCAGAUUCUCCUGAGUAUGCAAGCGCCUUUAAAAGCUGAUGUAUACAUGUUUGGUGUUCUACUUGUGGAGUUGUUUGCCAAAAUCAAAAAGAUUCCCACUCCACACUACUGCUGGAUUCAGGAGCAGCUCCAAGGUGGAAAAAAGUCGAUAGUGGAUAAAUCACUUCUCCAAGAUAAUGAUGAUGAUGAUGAGCUGUUGGCUAAUAGCAUCACGACUAUAGCAGCGAAAUGUCUGGAAAGGGAUCCAGAUGCACGCACAGGUAUGAAGAAUGUCUCUGUAGAAUUGUCCAACUUGUUAGAUGGAGCAAGGAGGGAGCGAGGGACUAAGAGGAAAGCGGGGAGUUGAGUUUAAAGUCUAGUUGCACCGUCGAGGUUGCUGUUCGAAGCCUUGUUCGCGGUUGAGUUUAUUAUUAUUAAAGAUGAUUAGCAGGGGCUUUUCUGUUCUUCUGGUUAUUUUGGUGAUGCUUGUUGGAAAACUAAGCUGUAAAAAGCCACCUAAAAAUGGAUUUGGAUAUAUUAUGAAGUUAUGACGUUCUGGUUUUACAUGUCAGUUCAUUUCCUGAGUUGUAUCUGAAUUUUUGUCCCACUCAAUCCAUUUCUUUGUGUUAAAACCCUACUCUCUGAAUCUCAAGCAUGUAAAAUUCAAUAUUUUGAGCUAAUCGUGGAUUCUUGGUUUUCUUGGUGU
Molecule: messenger RNA, 1429 nt
Organism: Nicotiana attenuata
Lineage: Eukaryota; Viridiplantae; Streptophyta; Magnoliopsida; Solanales; Solanaceae
Product: wall-associated receptor kinase-like 1
Exons: 6
Coding region: 20-1090 (356 amino acids)
Biological process (GO): protein phosphorylation
Molecular function (GO): ATP binding; protein kinase activity
Source: RefSeq, a predicted model, not a curated record